Molecule: messenger RNA, 1585 nt
Organism: Ornithodoros turicata
Lineage: Eukaryota; Metazoa; Arthropoda; Arachnida; Ixodida; Argasidae
Exons: 8
Coding region: 155-1528 (457 amino acids)
Biological process (GO): negative regulation of DNA-templated transcription
Molecular function (GO): DNA binding
Source: RefSeq, a predicted model, not a curated record
CACAGUUCUCUAUUUUCUUUGUUUUGCGUGGGUGGCCGAACCCGAACUUACCGUGUAGCACGUUGCACGCCUGUCACAUGUGUGGUGCGUUUGAUCUCCUAACAAGCAAGAUCUAGUGUCACUCUGAUAGCGUGUUUUCUGCGCAUUGGUGGUCAUGUACGCUUUUGUAAAGUAUGCCGAUGGCGCCGCGGCGAUAGUGCCAAUAUCACUAAUCAAGCGUUUUCACCCGAGCGACGCGAAAGACUUCAGUGCAACUGAUGUUAAACAGGUCUUUUGGGCCGACAAAGACGGUUCAGCAGCGAACUACUACCCGGGCACCGUGCAGUAUCUUGCUGGUUCGCUGGAUGACCUGUAUGAACAGCUAGUCACUGCAAGGAAAGCAAUUCCAAGGGUUUUCAAGGACAGUGACCUAGAUGCCAUGGUCUCCUCAGCACCUCCCCCGAAAAAAACAUGCCAGGACAUUGCCAAGGCUGCUUUUAAACGAACAAAAACACAGGAUACUGAACAGGGAAAAAAGAAUAUGGUUAAGGAAGUGCUGCGAUUGCAGCAUUCAAAGGUUAUGAAGAAGAAGUCCAGGACGAGGCUACCGAGCUCUGAAUCGGAUAUAUCAGAUGAUGACGGUGCAGUUGUACCAGAACAGUAUCUGCUUGAUGCACAAGAAAAGAUUCGUGUCCUCAAGGGGGAAAUAAAGAGCCUCCGAAAGCAGCUUGAGGAGGAAAGGGCGCUGUGCCAUGAAGUGCAGCGGUCUCUGCUAGCGGAACUGGCGAGACCGAAGAGGGUCGAUGUGCUGGACCAGGAACCAUUCCUACGGGCUCAGGUCCCGAUCCAGCGAGCUCAGGCCUCACUUCAACGAUCUCCGUGCCGGCCUCCACAAGCUCAGGACACACCUCUGCAACCUGAAGCCCCACUUACACCUGUGUGUCUUUCUGUGAUGCAGCACCCAGUACUGCAUUCACCACAAGAAAAGGCCACCCCAGAAAAGUCAAUGGAGCAUCCCAAUGAGCCUGUUGCAGAAGAGCAACCAAGCUCAUGCACAGAAGACAAAACGGCAAAACCUGGCACAACCAAUCAAGCACAGCUGCCUCCAGGAGACCAGGAGGAAAUUGCUUCUGUGUUGAACAUGACGCCUCCUCCGGAGAUGAUUGAUUUGGGCCACGGCGUCAGUACUGAGAAGAGGAAGUAUUUAGAUGUCAUGAAGAGACCGUCAGAUGGGCGAUUUUGCAAGGAUUUUGCCCGCCUCCUGUGGUCCGAGGAAGCACUGCUCCACAGGAGCGUAACAGGUGCUCCUUGCAAGCGGUACAGCAAGGAGGGCCGGCUACCCAAGCCGGCAAUGACGCCAGAAAAGAAGGACGCCCUGGAGGGUGCCUUCAAGGUCUACAUCGAAAGGACCGACCCUGAGGGUUCCGAGAUGUGGAAAAAACGCCUUGGUGCAAUGAACAGGCACCUGGCGUCACUUCUCCAGGGACAUCAAAGCGCAAGAGGGAGGAUCAACAAAGAGACUCAGCAAGACAAUGCUGAAAUGAACUAAAUCUGUUCUUGAAAUGAAAUAUAUUGCUUCUGUCUUUAAAACACUUGUGGACCAUUC